AUGAUAAAAAACAAGAUAACAAAGAACUGUCUAGACUCUUACUCAUUUCCUCUCGUCAUAUACUAUAUAUACACAAGUUUGUUUUGGAAAUAAGCUCCGCUAAAGAAGAAAAAAGAGAAGAAAACAAAUGGCGGAUGGAAUAUUCUGGUAUCCAUUUCGGAGAUUUCGUGAAUGGUCAGGAGGAUCAACGGCUCUGAUUGAUUGGAUGGAAUCUCCAAACGCUCAUAUCUUCAAAGUUAACGUUCCAGGAUACAAUAAAGAAGACAUAAAAGUGCAAAUUGAAGAAGGAAACGUUCUAAGCAUUAAAGGAGAAGGACUGAAGAAGGAAGAAAAAGAAAAGAAAGAGGAUUUGGUGUGGCAUGUGGCGGAGAGAGAAGCUUUUUCCAGUAAAGGAGAGUUUCUCCGACGGAUUGAGUUGCCGGAAAAUGUGAAAACCGACCAAGUAAAAGCCUACGUGGAUAACGGUCUCCUCACGGUGGUCGUUCCCAAAGACACAUCACCCAAAUCCUCUAAAGUACGGAAUAUCAAUAUCAUUAGCAAGCUCUGAAGUUUAUACCGGUGUGAACCGGCUUUUGGUUUUCAUUAGCCUAAAGUUUGAAUAAAUGUAGACUGUGGAGUAGUAGUACUUAAUGAAUCCGACAAGACUCAAAACCAAACCCCGUGUAAUUGAGUUUUGGUUUUCAUGAGCCAAAAAUUCAAAUCAAAAUGGGCUUUAUACUUCAUAAAUUCAUGUAUUAAAGUUUGAUUUAGUACUGUAAACAAACGCUUAUUAGAUCUCAAA
Brassica rapa (field mustard) is the source of this 781-nucleotide messenger RNA. RefSeq names its product 15.7 kDa heat shock protein, peroxisomal. The record is from RefSeq and is a predicted model, not a curated record. NCBI's taxonomy places the organism in Eukaryota, Viridiplantae, Streptophyta, Magnoliopsida, Brassicales, Brassicaceae.